Molecule: messenger RNA, 1787 nt
Organism: Nezara viridula (southern green stink bug)
Lineage: Eukaryota; Metazoa; Arthropoda; Insecta; Hemiptera; Pentatomidae
Source: the annotation of a GenBank genome assembly
AAUUGUUGCAUUUCAUUAGACAUUCAGUAUUCUGAUUCUAUUUAAAGCAAAUCCUCUUUGAAUUUUGGCAUACAUUUUUCUACUUAUUAUUUAUAAAUUCUGGUGUCAAAAUGAAAUUGAAUAAGAAAUUAUUUCCAAUGAAAGCUCACUAUUUCAUGUUCUACGCAGGAAGUUCUCCUAUUUUUCCUUUCUUGCCCCUAAUACUAAAAGAUUUAGGAUAUUCAUCUAUAUCAGUUGGAUGGAUUUUUACUGCAUACCCAAUAAUAGUAAUCUUAGUGAGACCUAUAUGCGGUACCAUAGCAGAUAAAUAUAGAUGUCAUAGAAUUAUUUUCAUUGUUAUGUUGAUUCUUCAUAUAAUGACUGGUUUCAUAAUUCAGUGGUUACCAAGUAUUCCCUUUAAUACCACAGCGGAACUACUUUGUGAUAGAAAUCUUAGUCUGAGAGUUUGUUCAGAAAGAUUGAAUGAGUCUCUAAUUGAAAAUGUUGAUUACAUCGAUAAGAUUGGAAAAUCUGUUGAUGCUACCAUCACUUGUAAGGUUGAUACUGAGGACUCAUUUCAGUUUGAAGAUGAAGACACAUUUAUUAGAUUGGGUCCAGAAUACUAUUUGAAAGACAAUUGUUUAGUGGCAGAACUAUCGCAUCUUUCUGAUCUCUCAACUUACAGUGUAGAACAAUGUAAAAACAAAACCUCUAUUUUAAUGAAUAUCUGCUGUGAUAAUGCAGACUUGAUGGAGAUAAUAAAGAAAAAAUCUGUUGAUGAUGAUGCGGAAACAGGAACUACUGCGUUUUGGAUUGCAUUUGCAUUAAUCAUUGCCUAUAGGGUCAUAGUCAGUGUAUUACAGAGUUUUAGUGAUGCAUAUUGUUUUAUUCUUCUAGGUGAUAAACCACAAAAUUUUGGCGUACAGAGGUUGUGGGGAGCAGCUAGUUGGGGUAUUUUUGCUUUCAUCAAUGGCAUAGUUGUGGAUAAAUUCAGCAAAGGGAUGUUGAAUAAGAAUUUUACUCCAUCAUAUUAUAUGUUUCUUGUAUUACUCUCAUUGGAUUUUGUAGUUUUCUUAAACAUAAAAGCAAAAUUUACCAAGAAAUCCAAAAACCUGAUGACUGAUAUUAAAAAGUUAUUCACGGAUCUUCGCAUCUGCCUCUUUAUGUUUUGGUGCUUCCUUGGUGGAGUUUACUGUGCUAUAAUUUGGAAUUUUUUGUUUUGGUUUAUCGAAGAUUUGGCAGCAAAUACUCCUGGAUUUGAUAAAUCACAGCUGAGCACUCUACAAGGACUUAUGUUGACAGUUCAGUGUUACUUAGGGGAAAUACCAUUCUUAUUUGCUUCAGGUUGGAUUAUAAAAAAAGUUGGCCCACCGAAAUCGAUGGUAAUUGUACUUUUCUGUAUUGCACUAAGAUUUCUCCUUUAUUCCUCUCUAACUGAUCCCUGGUGGGUUCUUCCAAUAGAAGUUCUUAAUGGUGUAACAUUUGGUGUCUUUUACGCAAUUAUGGUUACCUACGCCAGUUCAAUCUCGCCACCUGGAGCAGAAGCAACAGUCCAGAAUGUAGUUGGAGCAUUGUUUGAAGGAGCAGGGGUCUCUAUUGGUAGCUUAAUUGGCGGGUACAUGUUCAAGAAAAUUGGAAGUUCUAAGACACUUUUGAUGUUUGGUAUCAGUGCAUUAGCUUUUACUCUCCUUUAUUUAUUUCUUCAGCCCAAGCUGGAAACAGUCACAGAAAAGAAAGGUGUCGUAGUAAGUACAGAAAGCCCAGAAGAAAAGAAGGAAGAAGCCAAUAUUGAAGAACUGGAGAAAUUG